AUGGCGAAGGAAGAAGAGGAUGAGAAGAAAGCCAAGAAAGGGAAGAAGGGGAAGAAGGCACCGGAGCCGGAGAAGCCCAAACGGAGCCUGAAGGGGACGUCGCGGCUGUUCAUGGGCUUCCGUGACCGCACGCCCAAGAUCUCCAAGAAGGGCCAGUUCCGGAGCGCGUCAGCCUUCUUCUGGGGCCUCCACACCGGCCCCCAGAAAACCAAACGCAAGAAGAAGGCACGCACCGUGCUCAAGUCCACGUCGAAGCUCAUGACGCAGAUGCGCGUAGGCAAAAAGAAGCGCGCCAUGAAGGGCAAGAAGCCGUCUUUCAUGGUGAUCCGCUUCCCGGGCCGUCGCGGCUACGGCCGCCUGCGCCCGCGCGCCCGGUCGCUCAGCAAGGCGUCCACGGCCAUCAACUGGCUCACCAAGAAGUUCCUCAUCAAGAAGGCCGAGGAGUCGGGCAGCGCGCAGGCCACGCUGGACGCCUGGCUGGACCGCUCGGACUCCCGCGUGGGCUCGCGCAAGCUGCCCUUCCCGUCAGGCGCCGAGAUCCUGCGGCCCGGGGGCCGCCUGCGCAGGUUCCCGCGCGCCCACAGCAUCUACGCGUCGGGCGAGCCCGUGGGCUUCCUGCCCUUCGAGGACGAGGCCCCGUUCCGGCACUCAGGCUCCCGCAGGUCGCUCUACGGGCUCGAGGGCUUCCAGGACCUGGGCGAGUACUACGACUACCACCGCGAGGGCGACGACUACUACGACCAGCAGUCGCUGUACCAGUUCGAGGAGGAGCCCUCCCUGGGUGCCCACGGCCCCCGCGGCCCGGCCUGGCCGCCCUACGGAGACCACCUGCGUGGGUACCCACCGGAGGACCCAUACGACUACUACGGCGGAUCCUUCCACCCCGACUACGCCUACGGCUACGGCCACUACGGCCACUACGGCCACUACGACGACUACGAGCCACCCUACGCGCCGCCAUCGCGGCCCGCGUCUCCCUACGGCUACUACGACGCAUACCCGGACUCCUACGCCCUUUCCGACGCGCUCUACCCGCCCUACAACCUCGCGGAUGACCUGUCGUACGACCUUCUGUACACCACGCCCUACCUGGACCCCUACGCCGCGCCCUACGGCGCCCCCUACGGCGCCUCCCAGGGCGUCCCCUACGCCGAAGGCAUCUAUGGUGGCGGAGACCAGGCCAUCUACCCCCCCGAGGCGCCGUAUCUUCAGCCGGAGCCGUCGGCCUUCCCGUAUCCGUGGGUGCCACCGCCCAUCCUGUCGCCUCACAACCCGUACGCCCACCCCAUGGAUGACAUCGCGGAGCUGGAGGAGCCCGAGGAGGCGGGCGGCGAGCGGCAGGGCACCUCUUUCCGCCUGCCCAGCGCUGCCUUCUUCGAGCAGCAAGGCAUGGACAAGCCCGCCAGGUCCAAGCUGUCCCUCAUCCGCAGGUUCCGCCUGUUCCCCCGGCCCCAAGUGAAGCUGUUUGGGAAGGAGAAGCUGGAGGUGCCCCUGCCGCCCUCCCUGGACAUCCCUCUGCCCUUGGGGGAUGCGGACGAAGAGGAGGAAGAGGGCGAGAUGCCGCCGCUGUCCCCGAUGCCCUACGCCCACCCCUUCUGGGGCUUCCUCACACCGCGCCAGCGCCGCCUCCAGCGCGCCCUCUCGGCCUUCGGCGCCCCCCGGGGCCUGGGCUUUGGCCACUAUCUCAGCCGCCCCGCGCCGCGCCCGGCCACCUCGCUGGCGCGGUUCCUCAAAAACACCCUGUCGGAAAAGGAGCCAAUCCCGCGGCUCAAGGGCAGUCGGAAGGCCCGGCCGGGAGGCCCGGCGGUCAGGGAGGCGGCCUACAAGCGUUUUGGCUACAAGCUGGCGGGCAUGGACCCUGAGCGGCCUGGCACGCCCAUCGUGCUGCGGAGGGCGCAGGCGCACGCGUGCAGCAACAGCAACUCCCACGGCCCGCCCCCCGGCCCACCGCCAGCCCCGGCCCUCGCCCCGGGCCUUGCGGGCUUCGUGCCCGGCCUGCCCCCGCCGGCCUCGCCCUACGGCUCCCUCCGCCGGCACCCGCCGCCCUGGGCGGCCCCGGCUCACGUGCCCCUCGCACCCCAGGCCAACUGGUGGGCCUUGGCGGAGCCCCCUCCUCUGAUUCCGGAGGGUCCCCCCAAUCUGCUGGCCUUCCCCGGACCCCGGCCCUCCUUCAGGGGCUCACGCUGGCGGGGGGCGGCCUUCAGCUUCCCAAGGCCUUCGCUGCUGCCCUCAAUCAGGAGCCUGCCUGGCCUGGGCUACCACUCGCCCGCGGCGCCCCUGUCCCCUCAGCCCUCCUUCCGCGCCGGCCCUUCCCGGCCGCCCUUCUCACCCCCGCCCGGCCGUCCCCACUCGCCGCGAGAGCCCCCGUCCCCGCGCCGAGCCUCGGGGCACCCGGGCGCGCCCCACUCGCCAGCGCUGGGCUCCCCAUGGCCGCCCUCGCCGCCCCCUCUGCUGGGGCCCAGCCCGCGGCACCGCUCCCUCAACCUGCCCUCGCGCCUCCCGCACACGUGGCGCCGCCUCAGCGAGCCGCCCACAGGAGCGGUGAAGCCCAGGCCGCGCCAGGCCUUCCCGCUGCACCCCCGUCCCGCGUCUUGGCGGGCCGCUGCCGCUGCCUCUAAGCGCCAGGAGAGCCAACGCGAGCCAGAGGACUCGGAGACGCCCUGGACCGUGCCCCCGCUGGCCCCCGGCUGGGACGUGGACGUGCCUCCCGCCCAGCGCCCACCCUCGCCCUGGCCAGGAGGCCCUAGCAGCCUCCGUGGCUUCUCCAGGCCACCCCCUGUACCCAAAAACCCCUUCAUCCAGCACGUGGGCCCAGUGCCCUCCCCUGCUCUCCAGCCUAAGGAUACAGCCUCUGACUCAACCAGGAUCUUUCUGGGUAGGCACCACGACCCAGGGUCUGGACAGCUGAGCAAAUCGGCCAGCCUGACCCCCAAGAAGCCAGAAGAAGAGGGCUGCACACGGGAUCCCCAGCCACCAGCAGAGCCUGAGCCCCCCACUCUGAAACCCCCCAAGGAUUCCCUUCCAGAGCAGAAAGCACUAAGACUCAGCCUCUCCCACCCACUGACUGUAUCUGACCAGAUGAGGGCCACAUGGCCACCAUGGCGCCGCUGGGGGACCCUGCCCAGCACCCCAGCCGCCUUAGCACCCACUGGGGCCCCGGGGCCCCUGCCCAGGGCAGGUGAGCGGCACCAGGCAAGCCCUGGACGUUUUGCCGUGGUCAUGCCUCGUGUGCAGAAGCUGAACUCUUUCCAGCGAGCUGGUCCUGCCCCUGUGCAGCCCCCCGUCCAGCUAACCCAGGACCCGGAGCCUGGCCCCAAGCCAAGAGCCUGGAGUCUACUUUGGUUCCGCUUCUGGCUGCAGGGGGAGACCCACCAACCCUGGCCGCACGUACCCGCCCAUCCCCCAUCCUGCUGCCUGGGCCCUGGAGCUGCCUGCCUGCACCAUGGGGGCCCCUGGGAAGAAGUUGGCCCCAAAAGCUGGUGGAACAAGAUGCACUCCGUCCGCAACCUGCCGGCUCGGUUCCGAGAGCAGCACCAGGAGGACGGCGUGGAGGACAUGACUCAGCUGGAAGACCUCCAGGAGACCACCGUGCUAUCCAACCUCAAGACCAGAUUUGAACGGGACCUCAUCUACACAUACAUCGGCAGCAUCCUGGUGUCGGUGAAUCCAUACCGAAUGUUCGGGAUCUACGGGCCGGAGCAGGUGCAGCAGUACAGCGGGCGGGCCCUGGCCGAGAAUCCCCCGCAUCUCUUUGCAGUUGCAAACCUCGCCUUUGCCAAAAUGCUUGAUGCCAAGCAGAACCAGUGCAUAAUCAUCAGCGGAGAGAGCGGCUCUGGAAAAACUGAGGCCACCAAGCUGAUUCUGCGCUACCUGGCCGCCAUGAACCAGAAACGGGGCGUCACCCAGCAGAUAAAGAUCCUGGAGGCAACACCCCUCCUGGAGUCCUUCGGUAACGCCAAAACUGUCCGGAAUGACAACUCCAGCCGCUUCGGGAAGUUCAUGGAGAUCUUUCUGGAAGGGGGCGCAGUCUCUGGUGCCAUAACCUCCCAGUACCUGCUCGAGAAAUCCAGGAUUGUGUUUCAGGCCAAAAACGAGAGGAACUACCACAUCUUCUAUGAGCUGCUGGCCGGGCUGCCAACCCAGCUCCGGCAGGCCUUCAGCCUGCAGGGGGCCGAGACCUACUACUACCUGAACCAGGGUGGGAACUGUGAGAUCUCGGGGAAGAGCGACGCGGAUGACUUCCGCCGGCUCCUGGCCGCCAUGGAGGUGCUGGGCUUCAGCGGUGAGGACCAGGACAGCAUCUUCCGCAUCCUGGCCUCCAUCCUGCACCUGGGCAACGUCUACUUUGAGAAGUAUGAGACGGACGCGCAGGAGGUGGCCUCGGUGGUGAGCGCCCGGGAGAUCCAGGCCGUGGCAGAGCUGCUGCAGAUCUCCCCGGAGGGCCUGCAGAAGGCCAUCACCUUCAAAGUGACCGAGACAAUGCGAGAGAAGAUCUUCACGCCCCUGACCGUGGAGAGCGCCGUGGAUGCCAGGGAUGCCAUCGCCAAGGUCCUGUAUGCACUGCUCUUCGGCUGGCUCAUCGCCAGGGUCAACGCGUUGGUGUCCCCGCAGCAGGACGCCCUGUCCAUCGCCAUCCUGGACAUCUACGGCUUUGAGGACCUGAGCUUCAACAGCUUUGAGCAGCUUUGCAUCAACUAUGCGAACGAAAGCCUUCAGUACCUCUUCAACAAGAUCAUCUUCCAGGAGGAGCAGGAGGAGUACACCCGGGAACAGAUCGACUGGCGGGAGAUCGCCUUCGCGGACAACCAACCCUGCAUCAACCUCAUCUCCCUGAAGCCCUAUGGCAUUUUGCGCAUCCUGGACGACCAGUGCUGCUUUCCCCAGGCCACAGACCACACGUUUCUGCAGAAGUGCCAUUACCACCAUGGCACCAACCCACUCUACUCCAAACCCAAGAUGCCACUGCCCGAGUUCACCAUCAAGCACUAUGCUGGCAAAGUCACCUACCAGGUGCAUAAGUUCCUGGACAAGAACCACGACCAGGUGCGCCAGGACGUGCUGGACCUGUUUGUGCGGAGCCGGACCCGGGUGGUGGCCCACCUCUUCUCUAGCCAUGCCCCGCAGGCAGUCCCCCAGCGCCUGGGCCAGAGCAGCUCCGUCUCGCGGCUCUACAAGGCACACACCGUGGCUGCUAAGUUCCAGCAGUCGCUCCUGGAUCUGGUGGAGAAGAUGGAAAGGUGUAACCCCUUGUUCGUGAGGUGCCUGAAGCCCAACCACAAGAAGGAGCCCGGCCUCUUUGAGCCAGACGUGGUGAUGGCACAGUUACGCUAUUCGGGGGUGCUGGACACUGUGCGGAUCCGCAAGGAGGGCUUUCCAGUGCGGCUGCCCUUCCAGGUGUUCAUCGACAGGUACCGCUGUCUGGUGGCCCUCCAGCGCGACCUGCCUGCCAGUGGGGACAUGUGUGUGUCAGUGCUGAGCCGCCUGUGCACAGUCACGCCCAACAUGUACCGCGUCGGCAUCAGCAAGCUGUUCCUUAAGGAGCACCUCCACCAGCUGCUGGAGGGCAUGAGGGGGCACGCCCUGCACCUGGCAGCCCUCACGCUGCAGCGCUGCCUCCGCGGCUUCUUCAUCCAGCGGCGUUUCCGCUCUCUGCGCCGCAAGAUCAUCCUCCUGCAAAGCCGGGCCCGAGGCUACCUGGCCAGGCAGCGGUAUCAGCAGAUGAGGAGGAGCCUGGUAAAGUUCCGGUCCCUGGUGCACAUGUACAUGAGCCACCGGCGUUACCUCAAGCUAAGGGCAGAGCGGAGGCUCCGGGUGGAGGAGGCGCGGCUGCGGGAGCAGGAGGAGCUGAGCAAGCGGCAGGUGGUGGCUGUGGGGCACCUGGAGGUGCCAGCAGAGCUGGCUGGGCUCUUGCGAGCCGUGGCAGGUCUCGGGAUGGCCCAGGGCCCCCAGGUGGCCCCCGUGCGGACUCCCCGGCUUCAGGCCGAGCCCCGGGUCACCUUGCCCCUGGAUAUCAACAACCACCCCAUGGCCAAGUUCGUCCGGUGCCACUUCAGGGAACCUGCCUUCGGGAUGCUGACAGUGCCCCUGAGGACACCCCUCACGUGGCUGCCGGCCGAGCACCACGCAGAGGCCGUGGGCAUCUUCAAGCUGAUCCUGCGUUUCAUGGGCGACCCCCAGCUGCACGGUGCCCGGGACAGCGUCUUCGGGAACUACAUCGUCCAGAAAGGGCUGGCGGUGCCUGAGCUGCGGGACGAGAUCCUGGCGCAGCUGGCCAACCAGGUGUGGCGCAACCCCAGCGCCCACAACGCUGAGCGGGGCUGGCUCUUGCUGGCCGCCUGCCUGGGCAGCUUCGCACCUUCCUCACGCUUCGACAAGUAUCUGCUCAAGUUCGUGUCUGAUCAUGGGCGGGAUGGCUUCCAGGCCGUGUGUCAGCAUCGCCUCAUGCAGGCCAUGGGCCGGGCCCAGCAGCAGGGCUCCGGGGCUGCCCGCACCUUCCCUCCCAGCCAGCUCGAGUGGACGGCUGCCCAGGAGAAGGCCGGCAUGGCGCUGGACGUGGGCUGCCUCAACGGUGACCAGUUCUCCUGCCCGGUGCACUCCUGGAGUACGGGGGAAGAGGUGGCUGGAGACAUUCUGAGGCACAGGGGGCUGACGGACGGCUGGCGGGGCUGGACGGUGGCCAUGAAGAACGGGGUCCAGUGGGCAGAGCUGGCGGGCCAUGACUACGUGCUGGACCUGGUGUCGGACCUAGAGCUGCUCAGGGACUUCCCGCGACAGAAGUCCUACUUCAUUGUGGGUGCGGAGGAGCCCACGGCCGGCAGGGGAAGCCCCAGAGUGCUGUUCGGGAACAGCUGGGACUCGGACGAGGAGGCGCCUGCUAGGCUCCAGCCCCAGGGGCAUGUGCCCCAAGUGGCUGACUCUGAUGGGUACUGCAGUCACAAGGAGGAUGGUACAAAUGGGGAGACUGAGGCCCAGAGAGGGACAGCGACCCACCAAGACUCGGACAGCCUUGGAGAGCCCGCUGUGCCCCACAAGGGGCUGGACUGCUACCUGGACAGCCUCUUCAGCCCUGUGCUGUCCUAUGGGGAUGCGGACCUGGAGAAGCCAACGGCCGUGGCCUGUCGCAUGAAAGGGGGCAGCCAGCCUGGCGGGGGCGGCAGCAGCAGCAGCACCAAUGGCACCGCUGGGAGACCUCCAGAGCCCAAGCCAAAGCCAAUUCCAGGCCUGGACGCCUCCACGUUAGCUCUGCAGCAAGCCUUCAUCCACAAGCAAGCCGUGCUGCUGGCCCGGGAGAUGGCCCUGCAGGCCAUGGCGUUCCAGCAGCCGCCCCUGAGGCCCGCCCCCAGGCCCUUGCCCCCAGAGAAACCUCUGGCGCUGGAGGCUCGGCCCAAGUUCGUAGGCACGGGACCCCCGGCCAAGCCCGUGCUCCUGCGCUCCGCUCCGAAGCCCGCGGCCCCUGCCCCUCUGGCCAAGGCCCCGAGGCUCCCCACCAAGCCCGUGGCUGCCCCCAUUCUAGCUCAGGGCAGGGCUUCUCCGGAAACCACGUCACCCUGCCCAGAGCUGGUUCGGUCCUCGACCCUCAACUCGGAGCACUUCCCGCAGCCCACGCAGCAGAUCAAGAACAUCAUCAGGCAGUACCAGCAGCCGCCCCGGGGAGGCCGGCCCGAGGCUCUCAGGAAGGACGGCAGGAGGGUCUUCGUGAAGCAGCCAGACCCCCACGAGGAGGCCCUGAGGAUCCUGAAGAGGCAGAUGAGCCAAGCGGCGGCGGCACCUGGCCCCCUGGUGCCCCGAGAGGCCGUGGCCCUGAUGAAGCCUGUGACCAGCACACCAAGGCAGUCCCCGGGGCCUACUCCAGCGCUGCCCUCAAGGUCCCUGGAGCCCGACGAGGACCCCUUGGAGACACGGCUGCACCGCCUCCUCAACCCCGACUUCUAUGGCUACCAGGACGCCCCCUGGCGGAUCUUCCUGCGCAAAGAGGUGUUCUACCCCAAGGACAGCUACAGCCACCCUGUGCAGCUAGACCUCCUGUUCAGACAGAUCCUGCACGACACGUUCUCCGAGGCCUGCCUGCGCAUCUCCGAGGAGGAGAGACUCAAGAUGAAAGCUCUGUUUGCCCAGAACCAGCUGGACACACAGCAGCCGCUGGUGACGGAGAGCGUGAAGCGGGCCGUGGUCAGCACCGCGCGCGACAGCUGGGAGGUCUAUUUCUCCCGCCUCUUCCCCGCCACGGGCAGUGUGGGCACCGGGGUGCAGAUCCUGGCUGUGUCUCACACGGGCAUCAAACUCCUGCGGAUGGUCAAGGGCACCCGCACGGCCAGCGGGCAGCUGCGGGUCCUGCGCACGUACAGCUUUGCAGAUAUCCUGUUUGUGACUAUCCCCUCCCAGAACAUGCUAGAGUUCAACUUGGCUAGCGAGAAAGUCAUCCUGUUCUCUGCCCGAGCUCACCAGGUCAAGACCCUGGUGGACGACUUCAUCCUGGAGCUGAAGAAGGACUCAGACUACGUGGUGGCUGUGAGGAACUUCCUGCCCGAGGACCCCGCGCUGCUGGCCUUCCACAAGGGCGACAUUAUUCACCUGCAGCCCCUGGAGCCUCCUCGAGUGGGCUAUAGUGCUGGGUGCGUGGUCGGCAAGAAGGUCGUGUACCUGGAGGAGCUGCGGCGUCAAGGCCCCGACUUCGGCUGGAGGUUUGGAACCAUCCAUGGGCGCGUGGGCCGCUUCCCUUCUGAGCUGGUGCAGCCUGCAGCCGCCCCUGACUUUCUACAGCUGCCCACCGAGCCAGGCCGGGGCCGUGCUGCUGCUGUGGCCGCCGCCGUGGCCUCGGCUGCUGCUGCACAGGAGGUGGGCCGCAGGAGGGAGGGUCCCCCAAUCAGGGCUGGUUCCGCUGACCGUGGGGAGGACGGCCUAGCUCUCCCACCGUACACAAUGCUGGUGUUCGCCCAGAAGUAUUUCCGAGACCCUCAGAGGAGACCUCAGGAUGGCCUAAGGCUGAAAUCCAAGGAGGGUCGGGAAUCCAGAACUUUGGAGGACAUGCUUUGUUUCACCAAGACCCCGCUCCAGGAUUCCCUCAUCGAGCUCAGCGACAGCAGCCUCAACAAGAUGGCCACAGACAUGUUUCUAGCUGUGAUGCGGUUCAUGGGGGAUGCCCCGCUGAAAGGCCAGAGUGAACUGGAUGUGCUUUGCACCCUCCUGAAGCUGUGCAGGGACCACGAGGUCAUGCGGGACGAGUGUUACUGCCAAGUCGUGAAGCAGAUCACAGACAACACCAGCACCAAGCAGGACAGCUGCCAGCGGGGCUGGAGGCUGCUGUACAUCGUGGCUGCCUACCACAGCUGCUCCGAGGUCCUCCAGCCACACCUCGUUCGCUUUCUCCAAGAUGUGAGCCGGAUCCCAGGCCUGCCCUUCCAGGGGAUCGCCAAGGCCUGUGAGCAGAACCUACAGAAAACCCUGCGCUUUGGUGGCCGCCGCGAGCUCCCAAGCAGCAUGGAGCUCCGGGCCAUGUUGGCGGGCCGUAGUUCCAAGAGGCAGCUCUUUCUUCUCCCCGGAGGCCUCGAGCGCCAUCUCAAAAUCAAAACAUGCACCGUGGCCCUGGAUGUGGUGGAGGAGAUCUGUGCUGAGAUGGCUCUGACGCGCCCCAAGGCCUUCGAUGAGUAUGUCAUCUUUGUUGUCACCAACCGAGGCCAGCACGUGUGCCCGCUUAGCCGCCGCGCCUAUAUCCUGGACGUGGCCUCAGAGAUGGAGCAGGUGGAUGGUGGCUACAUGCUGUGGUUCCGGCGUGUGCUCUGGGAUCAGCCACUCAAGUUCGAGAAUGAGCUAUACGUGACCAUGCACUACAACCAGGUGCUGCCCGACUACCUGAAGGGCCUCUUCAGCAGUGUGCCAGCCGGCCGGCCCAGCGAGCAGCAGCUGCAGCAGGUGUCCAAGCUGGCUGCGCUGCAGCACCGGGCCAAGGACCACUUCUACCUGCCCACCGUGCGGGAGGUCCAGGAGUACAUCCCGGCCCGGCUCUACCACACCACAGCCGGCUCCACUUGGCAAAGCCUGGUCAGCCAGUAUCGGCAGCAGACGCAGGCACUUAGCCCCCACCAGGCCCGCGCCCAGUUUCUGGGCCUCCUCAGUGCCUCACCCACGUUUGGCUCCUCCUUCUUCUUCGUCCAGAGCUGCAGUAGCCUGGCCGUGCCGGCCCCCUGCAUCCUGGCCGUCAACCAGAACGGCCUCAGCUUCCUCAGCACCGAGACCCAUGAGCUGAUAGUGAAGUUCCCCCUGAAGGAGAUCCAGUCGACGUGGACCCAGCGACCCACGGCCAGCUCCAGCUACCCCUACGUGGAGAUCGCACUGGGGGACGUGGCUGCCCAGCGUACCAUGCAGCUGCAGCUGGAGCAGGGCCUGGAGCUGUGUCGAGUGGUGGCCGUGCAUGUGGAGAACCUGCUCAGUGCCCGGGAGAAGAGGCUCACGCUGCCUCCCAGCGAGAUCACACUGCUCUGA
Camelus dromedarius (Arabian camel) is the source of this 10479-nucleotide messenger RNA. RefSeq names its product myosin XVA (gene MYO15A). The transcript is spliced from 65 exons. The coding region runs from base 1 to 10479 and encodes 3492 amino acids. Lineage: Eukaryota; Metazoa; Chordata; Mammalia; Artiodactyla; Camelidae. Gene Ontology annotation, molecular function: cytoskeletal motor activity; ATP binding; protein binding. Gene Ontology annotation, cellular component: cytoskeleton; myosin complex. The record is from RefSeq and is a predicted model, not a curated record.